This is a messenger RNA of Xiphophorus maculatus (southern platyfish), 5540 nucleotides long. RefSeq names its product GRAM domain-containing protein 2B-like. The record is from RefSeq and is a predicted model, not a curated record. Lineage: Eukaryota; Metazoa; Chordata; Actinopteri; Cyprinodontiformes; Poeciliidae. The transcript is spliced from 13 exons. The coding region runs from base 2330 to 3442 and encodes 370 amino acids.
AAUUAGGCAGCGGAAUUAGUACUUUAGGGAAGUAGGUCAAAGGGUAAUUUCCCAGCAGGAAGCAGACUCGCCCCCUAUGGGUCUGGUCUCUUCCUGCUUUGUAAAUGUAAAGUGGUAAUUAAGUGACACCAGCCUUAUGGAUAACAUGGGUUGUUUCAUGCUUCUGACUACCACAUAUGUGUUUUUUGGGUUGUUUUUUUUUUGAUUGCUGACACACAACCAAGUUAUGAAUAGCUUCUGUAACUUCUUCCUUGUUACAAAAUGUACAAACAUUUUCUGAUUGGGUAACUUUAAUUCUUUCCCCACAUUUUUUUGUGUUCAUCAAAGUGACAGAAGCAGCAUUUAUUAAAACCUCAUUAGUUGUCAUAGAUUGAUAAUCUUUAUAUCAAACUUUAUAUUUAUAAAUGUAGAGCACAAAAUCAUGUAACACAUUGUGAAGUAGCUGAAUGUUGCAGGAUGUGGUUUUUACAUUCUCAUUGUAGCAGCUAGCAGUAUCUGGCUUCAAAAUCAAUUACUCGGCGUUUGUAGAUUUUAACGUUCGCCGUAAAUAUAUGGUUUGGUGUACCAGCUCCUUACUGUUUGGAAUUAAAGUCACAUUCAUGCAGUUGUUAAACACACACAUUUAGCGACGCUCCAGUCAACCAGACAUUAGAAUCCGUUUCACUUUGAUCGUCUCUGAUCAACAGGUUAAACAUUUUGAAAUCAUUAUUAUUUUUCCUUUUUAUUAAAUGUAUAAAAAUUAAUAACUCUCCUCAUUUCCACUCUUUGGCCUCAUAAACCAGCAGAAUAAACUUAAAGUACUUUUUUUUUAGUUGGAAGUGAAUGUGUCAAAAUUAGAAUCCCUUGAAGACAAACUGAAAUCAGAAACGAUCUUUAAAUAUGUAAAAUUUGAUUGCUUGAAUAUUUGUCCAUACGCUCUCAAAGAAGGUGGUUUCAUUAUUAUUAUGCGAUGUAUAAUGUAGCAAGCUUAACUAUAUUGUAUUUUACUAGUUUUUUAUUCAAGGAGUUUUAAUAUUGAACUCUAGAGAUGAAAAAUGCCAUUAGAAAUUGUAACACCAACACAUGACUUUGUGACACAUUAACCCACAAUUAUAGAGCAUCUUGGAAAAAGGCACGUUAUUUACUUGCAUCAAGAAACAUCUGUUAGUUAUGACAAAGAGAAAAUUAUUACACAGCUUAUUGGAGUACAGUCCAAGAGCUUCUGUGCUUCAAGCUCCUCUGUUUAGCAGAAAUGGGUCAGGUGAUAAUAUUCAAUCUCAUACAACUGAUAAACACAAACAGUUAAACACUGAUUACUUAAUUAUUUAGUGUGUUGUUUUUGUUGGAACAUGACUGACAGUAGCUUACUCACACUGACACUGAAGGGGAAAGGGGAGGAUUGCUCACAGUGGCUGUUUGGAAAUGAGAUGUAGCCAGAAGCAUCUGAAAUAUUCUUUAAAGCUCAUUUGAUUGUUUCUCACAACUAGUUUACUGGAUAGAGCUUUAGCAAAAGUUACAUGAGCCUCCUUCCUUGUGCUUUGUGACAUAUUUUCCAUUUAAGACCUGUGAAACAAGUUUCACUGAAUGCCUUACAAUAUUUUGAGCACUGAAUUUGUUUCCGUUUUUUUUUUUAAUGAUUAUUAUUAUUUAAGUGACAGAGGCACAAGAGUCGUCAAGCAGGAUUGUGGCUAUUGAAACUGGUGGAAAAUGGUUUUACUGUUACAUUUUUAAUGUUAAAAAUAAAUAAAUGCAACUUUUAGUAGUUGAUCAGGCUUAUUUAACAAGAUUUUAGCUACAGUCGAUUGAAGGAACAUAUUUGAAUUUGGAUUCACUCAUAAGAUGAGGAUAAUUAAUCUCUUCUGUCUUUAAAGUCUUUGAGUAGUUCACUUGCUCGUUUACAGAGAUUGUUCUCAUCCUGCUUAGAGCAAGAGACUACUUGAGGGAGGAAAUGUGCCUGUAGGUGGGUUUCUCUAAACCUCUCAUAUGUCAAUGCCUUCUCUGCAUUCAUUGCAUGUCCUUGUGUAAGAAAGGGAGGGGAGACGGCACUUUGGGUUCUGUUUAUUGGCUGGUGUUUUUCACGCUUCCUUUAGCUUUGGGGGAGUGUCUGGGUUUGACGUCGGCCAGCUACGGAGUGUCACACCACCCUCAACACAAAGUGGCUGCCUUUGAACUAGCACAACACAGCUGUAGGGGUUUCUGGCAGGACGUGGCGUAGGAGAUAAUUGGUUUUGUAACUUUGUUACACAGAGGGCUUAAAAUCUAUCUUUUCAUCUUAUAGUUUAGCUUACAUUUGCUGGCGUUAACAGUUGGUAGGAGAGGUUUCUUUUCUAACCAUCUGGAAGAACAGGAAAUGCCUACUGUUGGUAGGUAUAUGAGUUUCCGUUCAUCAAAGCGAUUGAAAGUUAGCAGCAGCUAUCCAGUGGAGAGUGGCGGGCUGCCAGCCAAAGCCAAGAAAAGCCGGAACAGCCAGAGCAAUGGCGCCAUCAAGAAGACUGAGGCGAAGAAAGCCUUGAGUUUAGAAACUGCUCAGCUCGAGCUCCAGCAGCAGCAGCACAAAACCCUUCACAGACAAAUCGCCGUCAGAUCGGAGACAUUUGAUGGUGACAACAAAGGCUUCGAGAGAACAGAAGGCACCGGCACGCAAAGUAGUUUCACAAAGCACAACAAAACAUUCCACAAGUUGUUUCCAGACAUUCCUGAGGGAGAAGACUUGAUACAUGCAUACAUCUGUGCUCUGCAGAGAGAAGUGCCGUAUCAUGGUCGCCUCUACAUCACAGACACCCACGCCUGUUUCUAUUCCUCGGUUCUGCUGAAGGACACUAAGGUUGUCAUUCCGGUUUCCUCCAUCCACACGGUGAAGAAACAGAAAACAGCUCUGCUGGUACCCAACGCCUUGUCUCUUCGUACCUCAGAAGGAGAGAAGUACGUCUUUGUGUCACUGAGGAACAGGGAAUCGUGUUACCAGCUGCUUCGCUCCGUCUGCCCUCAGAUAGAGGAUGGCAGCACCAACAGUAGCCCGCUCUUUUCCUCAGGUGAAAACAGCUUUGAUAAAAUCAAACACGUGAACUCCAGCCAGUCCAGCUUGGAUGACAGCUUGGAUGGUUCUGAAACUCAGUCCUUACAAAACCAGCCUCUACAGAGAGCUCACCGAGUAGAAGCAGUGCCUCAUGGAAACGGUUCAGGUUUCAGCAGUCAGCAGACUGACAGCUCAUCCUCAGAGGAGCUCUCUGAGUCAGGUGGAUCGUGGAUGUGGAAUGUAACUGAAAAAGCCAAGUCUCUGCUGGUUCAGAGAGAGUUCAGCACCCUCAACACGCUUCUCUUUAUUUACUUGAUUUUGGUGGUACUGCUGCUGCUGUCUUCGGGUUACAUCGGUCUCCGUAUCGUGGCUCUAGAAGAACAGCUUACGUCCCUCGGUGCUCUGCCAGAGUUCACCUUACAGAGCGGGUAUAACAAAAACACAUAAUCCUCAGCGACGGGAGGAGAGACGGGCGGACUUGUGAUUGGAAGAUGACUUCAGCCUCUCUGCAGCUGAACCUGAAGGGCCAACUUUAACGUACUCAGACUCUGCUCCCAACAUGGCCGGCGCUGUUACGUAGAGGAAGAGCAGCAACCUCGUGCAAUUUCAGAGUCGCUAACUUGAACAGCUCUUCUUCCUCCAAGUGCAGUAAAUAAACGGGCGUGUUGCAGCCUCAUUACACAGAGCCAAGCCAAAUAAAUACUCGCGCUGCCUGGUUGCAGUGUGCCAGUUGUUUAGAAACCAAAGCCACAAUGGCUCAAACUCAGCAAAGUGCCACACUAGCCAAGUCAGAUGGCACUUUGCUUUCAGAAAUUUUUCAACAUGUGUGAAUCUGUCACUCAUUGCCCUGUUCUCUCUGAGCAUGCAAUCUGAAUAGGGCUAUACUGAUCAGCAUUAGCCUGCUGUAGUGCUUUUUGCUGCACUUCAACACUGGAGACGUAGUGCUAUGCAUAGCCAAAGAUGCACAAAGUGCACAUCUUUUGCAUGAGUGCAUAGAGAAAACUUUUCUAUCUCUUUCAUCAGCUGUAAAUUCAGUCCUGUUUGUUUCUACAUUCAGCAAGUUUUUGGGUACUUUAAAUUGUUCUUUCUCAUUGGCUGUGGGUUGAAAUGAUGAUUCUUUUUUUUUUCUUUUAGAAAAAUCUUUAACGCAGAUCAGCCCACAGAGGCAUAAUAAUUUCCUGAUGGUCCUAUCCUUUCUCUCAAUCUGCCGUGAUUGCAGUUUUACUUUCUUCGUUUUUGACAUGAUUUAAAUAUGUUUAAUGAUCAAUGCUCAGAACUUAUUUUCCUUCCAGUAAAAUAAGUACUGGAUGAAUGCAUCUUCAAUGCACAAAUACUCAGCACAAGUGGACACGAAGAAGUUGUCCAAAAGGCGUAGAUUUUGGUCUUGGAGAGCAGAUUCAAAUCUCUGGUUCGGACGUUUAAUUGUUGUAGCCUCUUCAUGCAAAACUAGCUUUUUGUUCUAAGCGACGUGCUUCUUGAAGACCAAUAGCCAGUAAUGUAUUUCUAAUGCAUGUGUCUGCAGUUAUUGACACUUGACUGAUUACUGUAUUUGCAUUCUUCCUCUGGUCACCAGAGGGACGCAUAAUAACCACAUAACACUGUAAGGUCCGAGUUUUCAAAUGCAAAAGAAACGUGGUCUGGAAAGGAAAUUUCAACAAAUUAAUAUGCAUGGGAAAAAUGUAACUUAUGUUUGUGUGAAGUUUUUAAGUGAAGAAUUGUGUUUGUGGGGGGGAAAAAACAGUCCAAUAACGGAAAAGUAAGAAGUGAGAGGAGCGGAUAAGUAAGCAAGCGCACUUUAAAAACGACAAACAUACAUUGUGCCUGUCGCAACCCUCAGACACCUUGGUUGGACUGAAAUGGCAAAGCUGGCGUUCUGCGAUGUUUGAUGGUGCUAAGAAUUAUUUUAAAUUGAUUUCACUCAGGGUUGGUGGGGCUCUUCCUGCCAUGUGGUUUUAGUCGCUACAGCUCGACAUUUCAUUAUGUAGUGCUCAUAAUGGGUUUCACAGUUUGCACGUCUUCAGCUCUUCAGUAACCCUUUAAUAAUAAAUUGAUCUCACUUGAUUUUUAACUGAGAAAUCUGGCGUUCAACUCAUAAUGUUUGUCUUUCCUUUCUCAAAUUUCUUGUUUUUUACUUAAAUCAUUAUCAGUACCACAUUUUAACAUCACCAUUCUUUUGGAGCCUCUUUCUUUGUAGGAGCGGUGAACUCUUCAACGUUUGCUGCAUCCUCAUGGAGAGUCCUCUAAAUGUUCAGCAGAUGUUCUUGUUUUGUUGUUGUCAUGCCAUAUCCAUUACUGUCAGUUAUUGUAUUCCCUCACCAGGGGGCAGUAUGCACAACCACUGUCCUCAAAUUAUCCAUUUCAAGACUCUGGGGCAGUUUUUGUGUGAUUUUUGCACUAUUCAGAGUGUUGUAAAUAAUUUUGUACCAAAUGUUAAUGUCCUUAAUUCUACUUUGGCUCUCUCUAUAUAUUUAUUUGCAUUAUGUGUAAUUUAAAGUAGUCUCUGUGAGAUUGCUUUGUACUGUUAAAAAUAAAUAUUUGGAAGUAA